Molecule: messenger RNA, 2568 nt
Organism: Cajanus cajan (pigeon pea)
Lineage: Eukaryota; Viridiplantae; Streptophyta; Magnoliopsida; Fabales; Fabaceae
Source: RefSeq, a predicted model, not a curated record
AUGUCCUCCCCAACCCCUGAAAUCUCCGACGAAACCCUAAACCCUAACACCACCGAACAAUGUCCACCGCCACCGCCACAAUCGCCGCACCCCGAUCCCCAAACCCUAACCCUCUCCGAUCCAAUCCCUUCCCUCACCGAUCAACCUCCUCCUUCCCCCAACCGAGACCGAGACACCUUCAUCGAAGACCCCAUCCCCACCCUCACCGCCGACGACCCGGAGCCUGACGCUCCCCCGGCCGCCGUCGUCGGCGGCGGUGCCGCUAAGCGCGCGCCGAAGCGGAAGAGGCCCGGCCACAGGCGAACCGCGCAGGAGAGAAAGUUCCGUGAGAAGCUUCAGGUUAUCGCUGAAACCCUAAAACCCAUUCCUUUUAUACCUUCCAAAGCUCUCGAUUUCGGGAAACACCAGAGCCUCUUGCAGCGAUUGGGGCUUUGGGAUUUCGUCCACAUCGAGUUCGAUUCCGCGCUGCGUUGCGAUCUCAUUGCGCAGCUCAUUGCGAGCUACGUCCCAAACUCGCGCUGCAGCUACGUCAACGGGGUUAGGAUCAACGUCAACCGCGCCGAUCUCGGCCGCGCCUUGAGGCUGCCGAAGAAGACCAGCGCUGGCGCCGCUGUCUCCGCCGCGGAGGCGGCGGAGGCUUUUGAUUUGGGGGAGGCUGUUGGUUUUAUAGAGGAAUUGGUGUACAAUUGGAUGCUGUUGCAUGAUGAUGCUUAUAUGGUGACUGAUGAUGUUCUGGGGUGUUUGAGUUUGAUCAAGGAGGGGAAUUUCGAGAAGGUGGAUUGGGCGGGGUUGAUAUGGAACAUGGUGGAGAAGGAGCUGAAGGCGCCGCAGUUGGUGAGUUGUUACUAUGCGCCGCAUUUGCAGCAUUUGAUUAAGGUGCAACAUGAGGAGUUGUUGGAGGCGGAGGUUGAGGUGGUGGAGGAGGAGAAUGAGGUGAAGGAGGAGGGAGAGGAGGAGGAUGAGGAAGAGGAGGUGGAUGGGAGUGGGGAUGUGAAGAUGGGUGAGGCUGAAGAAGGGGAGGUUCGCGAGUUGGAGGAGCAUAAUAUUGAGUUGAGUUUGGGGCAGGAUAAUGCUGUUGAGAGGGUUGAAGUGGAGAAGGAGCAGGGUGGAGAGGAACAGAUGAUGGAUGUGGCUUUUGAACCGGCUAAGGAGGAGGAGCCUGGGAUGUGGCUUUUGGAUCCGAAGAAUUGUGGGGGGGAGUCGUAUUUGCGGCCUUGUCACGGCAGUGAUGUUAAGGGUGUGGAAUGUGAACAGGUGAAAGAGGAUGAUGGAGAAGAUGGGCAGGAACAAGAGGAGGAGGAGGAGGAAGAGGAGGAGGGGGAGGACGGUGAUGAAGAUGAUCAUGAACAUGAGGGCGGGUUUGAUCUCUCGGCUAAGUGUAUUCCUUUUGAGGGGAUGACUUCUGGGAAUGGGAGUCUCAUUAUGGAAGCUGAACAGAUGCCUUUUGGUUCUGGAAUUGAUCUUCGUGACAAUCCGGUAGGAGAAUUUCUCUCGGCAAGGGAUGACCCUCAGAUGAUUUCUGGUUCAUCGCUCUUUGGUAAUGGUCACAAGAGAGACAACAUGGGCCUGGAUAAUCAUAUCUCUCAUCAUUCUCUAAAUGGAAGUAACAAGCGGAUGAGAAGUGAUAGCCCAUGGAAUUCUAAGCAAAUGGACUUUGAAUCGUGCAUGGUACAGAUGGAACAUUUAAUGGGGAAAGCUAGAAUGAUGUAUAUGACAAAAGAUCAGGCAUGCGAAGAAUCUACGAUGAAUCAGCAACUCUUAAUUAAUGAGCUACAGAAGCGAGACACCAUGAUUGAGCAUUUGCAUAAAGCAAAGUUAGAAGAGAUUCAGAAAAGGCAGAUGGAGGUAUAUAGGUUUGAAAAGGAGCUUUAUAUGAUGCAAAGCCUUGUCGAGGGCUACAGAAAAGCCUUGAAAGAAACCCGGAAGGCUUUUGCUGAAUACAGAGCACGUUGUCCUCAAGGUGAUGAACCACUUUACAAGGAUGUUCCUGGGUCUGGGGGCCUCGUUUUGACUGUGAUGGAGGUGGAAAAGGAACGUCUGAGGAAGGAAGCAGAAGAAAGGGCAAAGUUGAGAGAUUUCAUGAGGGAUUUUGAGAAGAAGUGUACAGAUUUUGAAUCCACUUGGUUUGGUAAAUUUGAAGGCCAUAUGAGUAGUGUUGAAUCCCUAAGUAAGAGGUUGCUGGUUGUGGAGGACCAAGUAAAAAAUUUGAAUGAAGUGAAUGCUAAACGGAAGGCGUCUGAACUGACUGAAUGUGAGCCAUGUGAGCCGAUUGAAUGUGCUCCAACAACUGAAACAACCGAAGGAGAAACUGCUUAGUAAGGUUUAGCUUUUUCGUUAGCACUUUUAUUAAAAAUCAGUUCACACCAAGUUCAAGGCUGCAGGUUGUUUAUGUUUAUAAUGUACAGAGCUUUAUUUUGAAACUGAGACAUUAAACUAGGUUAAUUCUUAGCUUGAAUUGUCUGAGAGACUAAGUCUCCAUUUAUGGCAACUUAUUUUCUAUGUUUUGCAUCCCUGCGAUUUUCUUAAUUAAUUUUUGCGUCUAAUCUUAAUUCAGUUAUUUGAUGCUCA